GUGAAACCCUAGAAACAGAUUGAGAGAGAUCCUUCUCCCCUACAACAAUGGCUGAAACCCUAACCCAAAAAACCACCCCUUCAGGGUUCUCCACCUUCACAGGCAUCUACAGUAGCUUAAACCCUCCAAGAACCCUCCCCAAAGCACCAUUCUUGGACUUGGUCUCCUUCCUCUUCUCUCACAGCCAUGGAGGCCACACUGCCCUUGUGGACUUCUCCUCUUCCUUCUCAAUCUCGUACCAACAACUCCAAGCAAUGGUCCAGUCAUUAGCCUCUGGAUUACAGAGCAUUGGUGUCUCAAAAGGUGAUCUUGUUCUGCUCCUCCUCCCAAACUCUGUCCUUUUCCCUGUCAUUCUUUUGGGGGUUCUCUCAAUUGGUGCCAUUGUCACUGCCAUGAACCCUCUCAGCAGCCAAGAAGAGAUUAAGAAGCAAAUAGACCAUAAAAACCCUGUCUUGGCUUUCACAUCCAUUGAUUCUAUGAAGAAAAUAAAUGGUUUUGGCUUUCCGGCUAUCGCCGUGCCUGAAAACCUCUCCUGUGUCUCUGGUGCUUUUGAUGAGUUCUUUAGAAUUCUCUGUUGUGAUUCUAAACCUGCUCCGAGGCCGGAAAUUUUGCAAACCGACAUUGCGGCGAUACUCUAUUCUUCUGGUACAUCAGGGGCUAGUAAAGGUGUUGUCUUGACACAUGCCAAUCUUAUAGCAAUGGUUGAGCUUUUUGUUCGGUUUGAGGCUUCACAGUAUGAGAGGGAGGGUUGUGAGAAUGUUUAUCUUGCUGCUAUUCCUAUGUUUCAUGUGUAUGGAUUGUCUCUUUUGGCAAUUGGAUUGCUUUCCCUCGGUUCGAAGGUUAUGGUGAUGAACAAGUUUGUUAUAAAGGAUGUUGUUAUGGCCAUUGAUGCAUUUAAGGUCACUCAUUUCCCUGUUGUUCCUCCGAUUUUAGGAGCUCUUAUUAGAGCGCAAGCCGGGAAUGGCUGCAAGUUAUCGUCUUUGAUUCAGGUUUCAAGUGGAGCUGCUCCUCUUAGCAAGAAAAUCAUCAAUGAUUUCCUCAAGGCUUUUCCUCAUGUUGAUCUCAUUCAGGGUUAUGGUAUGACAGAGUCUACUGCUGUCGGAACUCGCGGUUUUAAUUCUAAAAGUCUUAAAAAAUAUACUUCAGUUGGACUUUUAGCUCCAAAUAUGCAAGCCAAAGUGAUUAGUACAAAAACUGGAUCCUGUUUGCCCCCCGGCAGCAGUGGCGAAUUGUUGUUACGAGGUCCGGCAAUAAUGAAAGGAUACUUAAACAAUGAGAAUGCCACUAAAUCAGCGAUCAAUGAAGAUGGUUGGCUAAAAACUGGUGAUUUUGCAUAUUUCGACCAGGAUGGUUAUCUACAUGUAUUGGAUCGCUUGAAGGACACAAUUAAAUACAAUGGUUUCCAGAUAGCUCCAGCAGAUUUGGAAGCUCUGCUGAUUUCACACCCUGAGAUUCUUGAUGUAGCAGUGACAUCUGCCGAAGAUGAAGAAGCCGGUGAGAUUCCGGUGGCCUUUGUAGUAAGGAUACCUGGUAGUGCAAUCUCCUCUGAUGAAGUAAUAACAUAUGUUGCUAAAAGGGUGACUCCUUAUAAGAAGGUGAGAAGGGUUGUGUUUGUGCAAUCAAUUCCCAGAUCUCCUGCUGGAAAAAUACUCAGGAGAGUACUGAGGAACAACAAUGGAGGUUCAAGGCUUUAAGAUCAUAAUCAUAAUCAUAAUUAAUGGUCCUUCAAACAUGAGUAUUGAUGUUAUUUUCAUUCAUAAUUCAUUCAUGAUAAUAAAAAAAUUCCAUCUUGAUGCUGUCAAAAUAAUGGUUGAAUUUUGUUUUUAUUAAA
Messenger RNA from Dioscorea cayenensis subsp. rotundata (Guinea yam), 1831 nucleotides. RefSeq names its product 4-coumarate--CoA ligase-like 6. Bases 48 to 1694 code for a protein of 548 amino acids. NCBI's taxonomy places the organism in Eukaryota, Viridiplantae, Streptophyta, Magnoliopsida, Dioscoreales, Dioscoreaceae. Gene Ontology annotation, molecular function: CoA-ligase activity. The transcript has 6 exons. The record is from RefSeq and is a predicted model, not a curated record. Gene Ontology annotation, cellular component: peroxisome. Gene Ontology annotation, biological process: ubiquinone biosynthetic process.